AUGACGCGGCACUUAGAAUGUACUGAUCCUCGAGAUAGAGUAUUUGGCCUGCUUGGCCUGCCGACUUCUGAUGCUGAUCCGGAUAACGGACAUCUCUUCCUAGAUCCGGACUACAACCUAUCUGUCGACCAAGUGUACAUCAAGGCAGCGCAAAAGAUCAUCGAGAAGAGCAAUAGGCUUGACCUUUUAUCCGCUGUGCAACACGGAGCUGAGCUGAACGUCCUUCGCCCAUCAUGGAUUCCAGAUUGGGACAAAGCUCACGCGAUGAUGCUUGCACCAACGAACGCUACUUUCGAAGCAUCUGGUGGUCACUCUCGGCAGGCUGCUAUCGGCCUCGAUGGAGAUGCCUUGGUAGUCAACGGCAUAGAGUUUGACGUUGUUGCAAGUUCGACAACCAUGUUUUCAUCAGGGGACUUUGCUCCACUUCAAGGCAGUUCCGGAAUUGAUCCUGUAUUGUUUCGUGAACUUCACAAGAGCAGUCUCGAAAACGGGCAGUGCGGACCAAUGGACCCUCUGACUAGAGAAUCAUAUCAGGCUGAGCCUGGCGUGGGUCGUCUUUCUGGGCCCAUAACGCGUAAACUCGAGGAGGUCAAAAGCAUCUGGCCCGAGCAUUUCACUGAAGAAGGCAUAAUAGCCCUUGCCUGGACGAUGACCGCCGGAAAAGACUGGUACGGAAGCCUGAUCCAGGAUUCAGAUAAUCAUCUUGCCGAUUUCUGGGCCUUCCAGCAUGCAGUAGGAUUAGCUGUCACCACAGCCGGCUCAGCGGACCCAGUUCGAGCCGAGCGAUUCCUCGAGGCAGCAUCCAAUGCUUGCAGCGGGCGCCGGAUUUUUAGGACGCGGAAAGGAUACCUCGGGCUGGGACCAGCGGCUUUGUGCCAAGGCGACUUUGUGGCUGUACUCUUGGGCGGCAGGCUUCCCUUCGUGUUACGGAGAUUCGAAGACCAUGAAAAGCUUGUGGGCGAGUGCUACGUUCUAGGCCUCAUGCAAGGAGAGAUUUUUCGGGACGCCGACGACUGCGAUUUGCGGAAGUUCGAGCUGCGCUAG
Coniosporium apollinis CBS 100218 is the source of this 1044-nucleotide messenger RNA. RefSeq lists its product as uncharacterized. The coding region runs from base 1 to 1044 and encodes 347 amino acids. The record is from RefSeq and is a predicted model, not a curated record. Lineage: Eukaryota; Fungi; Ascomycota; Dothideomycetes. The transcript has a single exon.